UCUAACUAGAGUCACUCAGGCUGACCCCUGUCUAUAUCGAUAAUGCUUCGCCGCAAGCCCACAGCAAUAGCAAUAACGUCUGAAGACCUCGCGACGUUUGAGGACGCGCGACUUCGCAAAUUAGCCCAAGAGAACAAAGGCCACGAUCACAUCAAAAACGGUUUCAAUUUUGAUCCCAGUGAUGAGCUGAAACCUUUACCAGGCGAUAAGGCAAGAAUUGUCCGGUCGCGGGAGGAGAGGAUAGGAUUAAGUCGACGCACUUGAGCUGGCAAGUUGUGAUGGGUCAUCGAAUAACCCAACAGCAGUCAGAUUCGGCGCAUGGUCUAUUGUCUUCUUUCGCAUAUUCUUGCAGAUCUUUCUACCGGCUUCACGGAAAUGGUCAUGUUGUCUUCGCUCUCCACGGUCCCAAUCAAUACAUGCCUUCGUUAUUCUACGGAUGUACGUAUGUUUCACUUGAAUAUAUGCAUGGUAUUCUUAUGAUGAAGUAACAUAGGAGUGGGCAACGACAUCUGCAGCUGUUGUACAUGUCAUUUACCCUAUAACUGUCAGUUACAUCAGGAGCUGGAGGGUUCGCAAAUAUAAUGGCUUAACUGUAACCCAGGCUAUUUAAGGGUGAAAAUUAUUUAUUUAUUUAUUUUUUAUUUUUAUUUUUUUAUGUUUCCUGGGAUUCCAAC
Messenger RNA from Aspergillus caelatus, 674 nucleotides. Its product is annotated as CDC26 family anaphase-promoting complex subunit. Gene Ontology annotation, biological process: anaphase-promoting complex-dependent catabolic process. NCBI's taxonomy places the organism in Eukaryota, Fungi, Ascomycota, Eurotiomycetes, Eurotiales, Aspergillaceae. The transcript has a single exon. Bases 43 to 264 code for a protein of 73 amino acids. Gene Ontology annotation, cellular component: anaphase-promoting complex. The record is from RefSeq and is a predicted model, not a curated record.